Molecule: messenger RNA, 1854 nt
Organism: Colletotrichum lupini
Lineage: Eukaryota; Fungi; Ascomycota; Sordariomycetes; Glomerellales; Glomerellaceae
Product: translation elongation factor EF-1
Exons: 6
Coding region: 1-1854 (617 amino acids)
Biological process (GO): translation; translational elongation
Molecular function (GO): translation elongation factor activity; GTPase activity; GTP binding
Source: RefSeq, a predicted model, not a curated record
AUGGUUAGCGACGAUGAGCUUUACCGCCCUUCGUGCCGUGGCGAGACUGAACCAAGGUACAAUGCGCUACUUGUCCGUGAGCCACGAUCUGCUAAGAAGCCAUCUACACUUGGAAUAAACAACAACCACCCAACCAACCACAAAAAAACUGAGCCUCCCACUCCCCCUCCCACCUCUACUCAACCCACUUCGACCCUCUCACACUCCCACUCCACCACCCAACUUUUCCACUCACAAACAUACAAAAGCCUCGCUCGCCCACCAAAGCAAAGCUUUCCCCUCCUUCUUCUGCUCUUCGUCGUACAUACCGAAUCCAAAUUUACGGAUCACCUGUGCAGUGAGUAUUCACCUUACCUCACUCACCUACUCUUCUCACACAUCAACCACAUUAUCGCGAGAAUCAUCACUGACUCGACGACUUUGCAGCUUUUACCUUUCAAACACACAACUCGAUCACAUCCCACCGCCAAAAUGGGUAAGGAAGAGAAGAACCACAUCAACGUCGUCGUUAUCGGCCACGUCGAUUCCGGCAAGUCGACCACCACUGGUCACUUGAUCUACCAGUGCGGUGGUAUCGACAAGCGUACCAUCGAGAAGUUCGAGAAGGAGGCUGCCGAACUCGGCAAGGGUUCCUUCAAGUACGCGUGGGUUCUUGACAAGCUCAAGGCCGAGCGUGAGCGUGGUAUCACCAUCGACAUUGCCCUCUGGAAGUUCGAGACUCCCAAGUACUAUGUCACCGUCAUUGACGCUCCCGGUCACCGUGAUUUCAUCAAGAACAUGAUCACCGGUACCUCCCAGGCCGACUGCGCUAUUCUCAUUAUCGCUGCCGGUGUUGGUGAGUUCGAGGCUGGUAUCUCCAAGGAUGGCCAGACCCGUGAGCACGCUCUGCUCGCCUACACCCUUGGUGUCAAGCAGCUCAUCGUCGCCAUCAACAAGAUGGACACCACCAAGUGGUCCGAGGCCCGGUUCGAGGAGAUCAUCAAGGAGACCUCCGGUUUCAUCAAGAAGGUCGGCUACAACCCCAAGACCGUUGCCUUCGUCCCCAUCUCCGGCUUCCACGGCGACAACAUGCUUGCCCCCACCACCAACGCUCCCUGGUACAAGGGCUGGGAGAAGGAGACCAAGGCUGGCAAGUCCACCGGCAAGACCCUUCUUGAGGCCAUUGACGCCAUCGACACCCCCAAGCGUCCCACCGACAAGCCCCUCCGUCUUCCCCUCCAGGAUGUCUACAAGAUCGGUGGUAUUGGAACAGUGCCCGUCGGCCGUAUCGAGACUGGUGUCCUCAAGCCCGGCAUGGUCGUCACCUUCGCCCCUGCCAACGUCACCACUGAAGUCAAGUCCGUCGAGAUGCACCACGAGCAGCUUACCGAGGGUCUCCCCGGUGACAACGUUGGUUUCAACGUGAAGAACGUCUCCGUCAAGGAUAUCCGCCGUGGCAACGUCGCCGGUGACUCCAAGAACGACCCCCCUCUGGGUGCCGCUUCCUUCAACGCCCAGGUCAUCGUCCUUAACCACCCCGGUCAGGUCGGUGCUGGAUACGCCCCGGUUCUCGACUGCCACACUGCCCACAUUGCCUGCAAGUUCUCCGAGAUCCUCGAGAAGAUUGACAGACGUACCGGCAAGUCUGUUGAGAACAACCCCAAGUUCAUCAAGUCUGGUGACGCCGCCAUCGUCAAGAUGGUUCCCUCCAAGCCCAUGUGCGUUGAGGCCUUCACCGACUACCCCCCUCUGGGACGUUUCGCCGUCCGUGACAUGCGCCAGACCGUCGCCGUCGGUGUCAUCAAGUCCGUCGAGAAGUCCGCUGGCAACGCUGGCAAGGUCACCAAGUCCGCUGCCAAGGCUGGCAAGAAAUAA